AUGCUUCAGAGAUCGUUUGUGAAGGAAGGCUUGGCUAGGAGGGCGUUGCAAUGCACAGCUAGAAGGAAUUUGACGAUACCUUUCCUAUCGACUUUACCCCAGAAAGCCGGAGGUGUGGUUGGGACUCCGAAUGAUGCGUAUCAUCCUCCUGCUGUUGACAAGAUGCAUGGAUCUUACCAUUGGGAUUUUGAAAGGGCUUUGGCAGUAGCUAUGGUUCCAUUGGUGACUAUUCCACUUGCAGCAGGUGGUUCCAUCUCCACGGUUGCGGACUCUCUACUGGCAUCUGUGCUUUUGGGACAUGUUUACAUUGGGUUCCAGUCCUGUAUUAUUGAUUAUAUCCCAGCUCGUGUGUAUGGGAAAAAUCACAACUAUGCCAUGUACUUAUUGACAUUGGGUUCCGUGUUCUCAGCAUUGGGUAUCUAUAAGCUCGAGACAGAAGAGAAUGGGAUUAUCGGAGUUCUAUCGCGUCUAUGGACCGCUGAUAGGGAGUCUCAAGAGUCUAAGAAGGACUAA
Molecule: messenger RNA, 513 nt
Organism: Torulaspora delbrueckii
Lineage: Eukaryota; Fungi; Ascomycota; Saccharomycetes; Saccharomycetales; Saccharomycetaceae
Product: CybS family protein
Exons: 1
Coding region: 1-513 (170 amino acids)
Biological process (GO): tricarboxylic acid cycle; mitochondrial electron transport, succinate to ubiquinone
Cellular component (GO): mitochondrial envelope; membrane
Molecular function (GO): ubiquinone binding; heme binding
Source: RefSeq, a predicted model, not a curated record